Gadus morhua (Atlantic cod) is the source of this 1230-nucleotide messenger RNA. RefSeq lists its product as uncharacterized. NCBI's taxonomy places the organism in Eukaryota, Metazoa, Chordata, Actinopteri, Gadiformes, Gadidae. The record is from RefSeq and is a predicted model, not a curated record. The coding region runs from base 34 to 1146 and encodes 370 amino acids. The transcript is spliced from 7 exons.
UAUGACACCUUCAGGAGGCAUGCAAGGAAUUACAUGGAACCGGCUAUUGUUCACAAGUGGAAGAUGGAUCAGCAGCAUCAUUUCCAGCAACCGUUGCGCCUUGGUGGGUCAGUUGCAGUGGGAGGAGAUAUGAGGGCAGAUUCUCCAGGGCACUCAGCUAAGUUUGGCAGCUACUCAUUAAUGAAUCUGGAGAGCAACACCAUUAUGGACAUUCAACUUGUUCAGAGCAAUGAAGUAGGCGGCAGUUACCACAUGGAGAAGGAGGGACUCAAAAGAUGCCUAGAUCAUCUGGAGGCAAACAGAUUUAAGGCGGAUUACAUUGUUACAGACCGCCAUCCACAGAUCCAGAAAUAUCUGAGGGAACGGAACAUCACGCAGUUCUAUGACGUCUGGCACUUUGAGAAAGGUUUGUCUAAGAAACUGGAGAAAGCAUCGCACAAAGAAGACAUUCUUAAGAAAUGGCUACAGAGCAUCAAGAACCAUGUGUACUGGUGCGCUACGUCAUCAACCACUGGACCGGAAAAAGUGGCAAAGUGGACAUCGCUGCUAAAUCACUUGCAAAAUGUUCAUGAUCAUGAAGACCCCCUUUUCCCCAAAUGUCUGCAUCCUGAACGAGCGUCGAGGGACCCCAACAAAUGGCUACAACCUGGGUCAGUUGCACUUCACAAAGCUGAGAAACUACUGCUUAACAAACGAGUCCUGAAGGAUGUAGCAAAACUCAGCCAUCAUCACCAGACGUCAUCGCUGGAGUCAUUCCACAGUCUGAUACUGCGUUUUGCUCCAAAGAAUGUGGUUUUUCCCUUCAUGGGAAUGUUGUGCAGGUUGUAUCUUGCAUCAAUGCACCACAACGAAAAUGCUUCACGGGUGCAAGCUACGACUUCUGCAGGGCAGGCUGUUUAUAAAGUUGUCUAUCCAAAGGCGAAGAUGGGGGAAGGUGUUGUGAAGCCCGUGAAAACGGAUCCAACAUUCAACUAUGUACAUGACCUCAUGAGGCUGCUCAUGGAGGUUUUUGAGGACCCAACAUCAUUUGACGAGGAAAUGAAGACUAUCCCCAUCCCUCCAGACCUUUCAGCAGAAAAUACACGCACUCCGAAGGCUGAGCUGGUUGCCCGUCACGUCUCCCGCUUCAAUCUAGAGGUGGUCUGAAGCCUACGUAGUCACCAGAUGGGAACUGCUGCCGUAUCCGCUGCACCACACAUGACGGGAGGACGACCCGACAACUAUGUCCUA